GCACCCAUAAACCCCAAUUCUUGGAAAUAGCAGAAAACCUGAGGCCGUCAAAUCCGCCAUUGCUGUCCAUUUCUCUCUCAUAACCAUUUGCAGAGAAGAAGAAGAAGAGGAUUUACUAUGAACAACGACCUUCUCGAUGAUUUGGAUGACGAUUUCCUGGAGGCUCUCGAACAGUUUGAAGAACGACAUGCCUUGACUUGUUCCACGAACCCUAACUACCAUCCUCCACCACCACCACCACCACCGUCGACGUCGUCUCAUUCUCCGCCCUUGCCGUUGCAUAUUCUCGUACCGCAAGCGGACGGCUUAUGUUUCUCGCCUCCACAUGAGUUGUCUCAGAGAACCGUGGACUACGAUACCAAUACAUUAAAUUCGUGUAUACCUGGCUUACCUCGCCUCCCUCCUCCUCAGUUGUUGCGCUCUCCGAAAGCCGGUGAAAAAGAAAUUGAUCGAUUGAAGAGAGAGCUUAAUCGUGCUCACAAGCAAGUUUCUGAUCUGGAGCUUGAGCUUAAAAAGGAAAGAACCAAAAAGGAGGAACAACUUCAAUCUAUAGUUUUGCACACAAGGGAAAAUGAUGCUGAGGUUCAUUUGAGAAAGCGUAAGAACUUGGAGCAUGAAUUUCAUACAAAAGAUUACCCCAGUAGUAGUCAUCAAAGAUUUCCAAAUGGAAACUCUUUAAGUGAUCAAAUUCCAGUCCCAUCAACUUUUAAAGCAAUUGGAAUUCAAACUGAGGAAGCAGCGGAGCGAUCCCCUUUAACUUCAGACAAUGUGAAGCCAAAAGUUGAUUCAUCAAGUCUUCAACAAUGUUCAAGCAGAUUGCUUUCUCUUUGGAACCCAACUAAAAAACGAGGACUUCAAAAAGACAUACUUUCCAAGUUAUUUCUGGCUUGUGAAUCAGACUUCCACAUUCUUUUUGGAUGUUUGAGCACGAAUUCUUCUCUUGAGAAGGCGACAUUAUCUGCUCCACAUGAAAGCUCUUUGCAAGUGCACUUUCAGGCCCAUGUGCAUAUUGCCGACACAACAAAAAUAUCCCACCUCUAUUCUUUAUUGACAAAGAUUGGUUCUGGUCUUGUGGAAUUGGAUACUCUAAUUGAUGCAUUAGUUGAUCUGUGCAGGACUGAAAAUGCUAUUAUUGUUUAUAGGGCUCUCCACAUUUUGCACAUAGUUUUGAAUCACUUAUCCAGCUUGGGAGAAGAACCAGAUAAGAGGGAUAAUAUUGUAGUUGAUGAAGAACCUUCAUCUGGAAGCAAAACUGAAGAUCCGUAUGGACGUCUAAGUAAAGAAACUAGAACCAUCUUUGAUGUAGACACAAAUGCGACAUUCUCUGGGAAUAAAGCGUCUAGUUCAAGAAUACAACGAAACAAUCGGUUGCUUGGAAAUGAGUUUUUGAUCUCCAAGUGCUCGUUGGAUUGGGUUUUUGUUUUCAAGUCUAUGCAUGAAAUAAUAAUGAGGCAUACUCAAGAAUGUGUAAAACUGGAAGCAGUUUCCAUUACGAAUCUGAUAGUUUUGAGAACUAAUGCAUACUUGGGCAGGGUGAAGUAUGGAAGCAAACCCGUGUUUCAAAGUAUUUCGCUAUUGUUACAGAAGGAUGCUGGUUCAAGUGUCCAAAAACAAGCUGUACAUCUUCUGUACUUACUGAUAAACUGUCCAGAACUUCUGGCGAUGUUCAUUGCCUUCUAUAAAGAAGAGGAAAGUGCUGGAGUUGUAAACGACGACUCAAAGAUCGAGUCUUCUUCUGGAGGGUGUAGGGUCAUUCUCGACGGAUUGGCUGAUUGCUUAACAUGUGUAGGAAGUGGUAUAAAGGAACUGAAACUUCGCAGGAUUACCAUUACGCUUCUAGCUUACUUGGCGUCCUCUGGAAAAUCUAGUUGUGAAAUUGUGUUGUCUCACAAGAUUUUUAGGAGGUCGAAUUUUCUUCAAUUAAUUUUGCAAAUGUUGACUUCGGAAAUGGAUGCAGAAGUAGUAGAUUCUGCUCAACCCCAAGAACUCUUCAGAGAAAGAACCUUGCUCAUUAGAGAGGCAUUGAUAUUCUUAAAUAGGCUUGUUUCAAAUCUUCAAUAUUCCACUCCUGUUUUACGGCUACUGACAAGUACAAGGGACAUGACGAGCCUGACUGUUGAUAUUGCAAACAGGCUAUCGCGCAAAACCAAAUGGUCAUGGCAGUCAGAUGGCUUGACUAAGCAGAUAAGGGAAUCAGAAGUUGUUGAUUUGGCUCGAGUAUUCAAAAAGAGGGUUUUUGCAUUUUUAGGCGACAACUAUUAUUAAUCUGGUCAUUGAUCAAUCACCCAUUAGGAGGAUGGGUCUAGAUUUUGGAAAAUAACAUAUUUUUGCGGUUUACCGAGACUAGCAAUAACCAUCAGAAGAUGGAUUUUGAAAGAGUAUUGGAAAUAUGGGGCUUGGAUUUUGAAAGAGUAUUGGAAAUAUGGGGCUGGCACCAUUUUGGAUUUCUGCGCGCCUACCAUUAUUCAUGACACGACAACUAACAAAACGGUCAAAACCAUGAAAGCCGAAGGGUCGGUUCUUAGGAGAAUGUCUCCAUUGCAAUGGAUGGAUUAUUAUCAGAUUUUUGAUAUGUACAAGGCUUUGCUCAGAAGUAAGGACAUGUUUAGUUUUGGGAGGUAAUUCUAACAAUCUAGUGAAAAGUCUACUUCUUUUGGAGUU
Impatiens glandulifera is the source of this 2661-nucleotide messenger RNA. Its product is annotated as protein SENSITIVE TO UV 2. Bases 118 to 2265 code for a protein of 715 amino acids. Gene Ontology annotation, biological process: DNA damage response. The transcript has 12 exons. NCBI's taxonomy places the organism in Eukaryota, Viridiplantae, Streptophyta, Magnoliopsida, Ericales, Balsaminaceae. The record is from RefSeq and is a predicted model, not a curated record.